This is a messenger RNA of Nakaseomyces glabratus, 1284 nucleotides long. RefSeq names its product putative glucosidase SUN4 (gene SUN4). Gene Ontology annotation, cellular component: cell surface; fungal-type cell wall. Gene Ontology annotation, biological process: fungal-type cell wall organization. Lineage: Eukaryota; Fungi; Ascomycota; Saccharomycetes; Saccharomycetales; Saccharomycetaceae. The record is from RefSeq and is a predicted model, not a curated record.
AUGAAAUUCUUAACAACUGCCGCUACUUUAACUGCUGCUUCUAUCCUAGGUUCUACCGCAUUGGCUGCUGCCAUGCCAGACUUGAAAGACUGUACUACCACUGCUCAAGGUAACCACCAACACAAGAGAGCUGUCGCUGUUGAGUACGUCUACGAAACUGUUAUCGUCGAUGACCAAGGUCACACUUUGAACGUCCCACCAGUCAAGAACGAUGCUGCUUCCCCAACCCAAGCUCCAAAGCAGUCUACUCAAACACCAGCUGCUGCUCCAUCCACUUCUACUUUGGCUCCUGCUUCCUCAAGCUCUCCUUCUCCAGCUAAGAAGGCUGACUCCACCACUUCCACUUUGGCUCCAUCAUCAUCAUCAUCUCCAUCUCCAUCUCCAUCUUCAUCCUCUUCCUCCUCUUCUUCUUCCCAACAAUCUAAGCCAUCCUCUUCCACCUCUUCCUCUUCCUCUUACAGUGGUGGUAUCUACGGUGACUUGGCUGCUUUCUCUGGUCCAAGCGAGAAGUUCCAAGACGGUGUCAUCCCAUGUUCCCAAUUCCCAGCCGGUCAAGGUGUUAUCCCAAUCAGCUGGUUAGGUGAAAACGGCUGGUCUGGUGUUGAAAACAGUGACACUUCCACUGGUGGUGACUGUAAGGAAGGUUCUUACUGUUCUUACGCUUGUCAACCAGGUAUGUCCAAGACCCAAUGGCCAUCUUCUCAACCUGCUGAUGGUAGAUCCAUUGGUGGUUUGCUAUGUAAGAACGGUUACUUGUACCGUUCCAACACCAACGCUGACUACUUGUGUGAAUGGGGUGUUAACUCUGCUGAAGUUGAAUCCAAGUUGAGCCAAGGUGUUGCUAUCUGUAGAACUGACUACCCAGGUACCGAAAACAUGGUUAUCCCAACUUUCGUCCAAGCUGGUGCCACUUUGCCAUUGACUGUUGUCAACCAAGACACCUACUACCAAUGGCAAGGUAUGAAGACCUCCGCACAAUACUACGUUAACAACGCUGGUAUCUCCGUCGAAGACGGUUGUGUCUGGGGUAACGCUGGUUCCGGUCUAGGUAACUGGGCUCCAUUGAACUUCGGUGCUGGUUACACUAACGGUAUUACUUACUUGUCCUUGAUUCCAAAUCCAAACAACAAGGCUCCAUUGAACUACAACGUCAAGAUUGUUGCUGCUGAUGACUCUUCCGUCGUCAACGGUGAAUGUUCCUACGAAAAUGGUGUCUACAGUGGUGGUGCCGAUGGUUGUACCGUUGCUGUCAGAUCUGGUAAGGCUAAGUUUGUCUUAUACUAA